GAAAAAUAUGGACUGCUAAGCAACAUAUUCACAAUUCGAGUCAAUUUUUGAGCAAACUAUUUAAUCAGUAUCUUAAAUAGUGCCCAAUGUCGGUUUUUAUUGACUGCUCUGCCUACAUGGCGCUAGUAUAUGAGGGCUCCGCUGCAUUCCUUGUCAUGGUUCAGAUGAUAAACUUUUCCAAAAUCAUGAAGUUUGAUAUGUUGGACGUUGUGAUUAUACUUCAGGCGAUGUGUAAACUCCUUUGUUUUGGUGUCUUCGCCGUUGGUGUCGUUGGCCGCAACAAAUUGUUAAUGCGGCUGUGGCUGCUAAUGGCCUAUUUACAGAUCAGAUGGCUAGCCAUUGGAGACGUCUUUAUCACCAUCUUCCAUUAUUUGUUCAAUGACCACGACAAAAGCAGGCAGCAAUUUCUGCAAGAGUUAUCUGAUAAUCAUGGCCCUCUCAUUGGCCAAGUGCUGACUCGAUUUGGUAUUAUAUUGAUCGCCUAUAGAUUCUUUAAGUCCCUAGAGCCACGAAAGUCAAAGCAAUACGGCAUACCGCUUGACCAGGCAGCAGCCGAGCUAAAAGCGAAGUAAAUUGCACAGAACCAAGUCUUUUAUUGUUCAGC
Drosophila hydei is the source of this 604-nucleotide messenger RNA. RefSeq lists its product as uncharacterized. The transcript is spliced from 3 exons. NCBI's taxonomy places the organism in Eukaryota, Metazoa, Arthropoda, Insecta, Diptera, Drosophilidae. The record is from RefSeq and is a predicted model, not a curated record. Bases 87 to 572 code for a protein of 161 amino acids.